CAUUCGAUUUUUGAAAUCCGCCUCGAACGCUUCGAGAAUUCCCAGCGAGUCGGACGUGUGUGUGGUGCUACUACCGUACGGUUUCUGUUUCUGUCUGUCUUGGUCUCCUUGGUCUUGGUCUUGCUUUGGUCUCAUCCCCGUGCGUGUGGCUGUGCUUAGUGUGUAUAUUUGGAAGUAAUUCACCCCAAGAAAAAAAAUCGUCGGCGUUGCGGUUUUUCUUUGUCUCCCUGCCAAUUUCGUGUGACCCCCGAAACGAAAGUGCGUCUCUCCGUGCGGUAAAACAGCGAUCCAAAUAAAGUCUAUCAAUCCAACGUAAUCCGCACCCACGACAAACGAAGCACAAUGAGCUGGCAAGAUUAUGUGGACAACCAACUCCUGGCCUCGCAGUGCGUGACCAAGGCGUGCAUCGCCGGCCACGACGGUAACAUUUGGGCGCAGUCCAACGGCUUUGAGGUGACAAAAGAGGAGCUCUCCAAACUGAUCAGCGGCUUCGACCAACAGGAUGGUCUCACCAGCAACGGCGUGACACUCGCCGGCCAGCGGUACAUUUACCUCUCCGGCACAGACCGCGUGGUGCGUGCCAAGCUUGGCCGGAGCGGAGUGCACUGCAUGAAGACAACACAAGCCGUGAUCGUUUCCAUCUACGAGGAUCCCGUUCAGCCCCAACAGGCCGCUUCUGUCGUAGAGAAACUUGGAGAUUAUCUGAUUACAUGCGGGUACUAGGAGAAUAAAUCAACACAAACACCCAUCAACCACAAGAACACACACCAACAAUUUCAACAACAGCAACAAAUUCGAUAAGAGAAACCCGUAAAAGAACUAAUAACACAUAAAAAGUAAUUAUUAAUAUUUAAAUUUAUGGAAAAACCAACGGCCAAGAAAAAUUUGCGGUUUUGUGUGUAGCAGAGGAAAUGGAACGAGUAAAAUGCAUAUGCUUAAAAAUGUCAAAAACGCAAAUAAUUACCCAACUACAAAAAAAAAAAAAAAUUAUAAAUUUCUGCAUUAUUAUAUUUAAAACUUUUUGGUUUAUACGAUAAAAAUAAAAGGAAAACACAAAACUAUAAAAUGCCCCAUAAUUAAGAAUUCAGUCCUCAGCUUUGAACAAAAGUUGCAAAAAAUGUAUUGGCAACCUACAUAGAUAUAUUGUAAGCAACAAGAACUGCUCACGCAACAAAACCAACCAAAAAUCGAGAAAAUAUUAAGAACCUACAAACAUCAAAAAUAAGAACAACGCAAAGCAACGCAGGCAUUUUUUGGAAGAUUUUUUGUAUAGCAAUAUUUACACAACCGAUACUGUUUAUGUAUAUUUAUACAUAAAUACACACGCAGGUUUUAUAUAAAAGAGUGAGUGAGAGAAGAUUUCGAUUUGACAGCCGGACGGAGGCCAGCAGAAGCAGAAGCAGAAGCAGAAGCAGAAGCAAUAGAGGAAGGGAGUGGAGUAAGCCAGCGGAGAAAAGUAAGUCGGAGGGAGCUGAGAGGAGGGCAAGCCGCAGGGAAAUACCAACCAAUAUAAAUAAAUGUAUCUAUAUAUAUUUAUAUAUGUAAACUAUUUGGAGAUCCACUAUGGUCUAUUUUUAUAUGGUGGAAGGAAAACCAAAAUGGAAAAUUAAAAAACCGAGAAGUCGUAAUACCAGCCGCAUUGGUUACAUUUUUUAUACAAUGUUGUCGAGUAGGGAGUUAAGUUCAAAAUAAACUGAAAUGCAAAAAAGUGUUCAGAUUCAGUGUCCCAUAGCCAGUCUAAACGUGCAUAGGUACCCCUUCACUCUCCUUUUAACAAGAUGAUGGUCAUUUUCACGUCGUAGCAAAAGUAUGCCAGUUAAUAUACAUCAUUAGCGUAGCCAUCCACUUGCGUCUGUUAUGUCUGAGUUAUCGCUCCAGGAUUACUCAUCACUGACUCCGGAGUCCGGCGUGAUAGUUGACAUAUUGAUAGCAUAGCAUGAGCAUGAGUAGGAAUUCACAUUUUAAUGGCUUUCUAUGUUUAGCUAGACUCAAAUCUAAAGUCUUCUUUCGCGCUCUCACAUGCCCCUUAAUCCAUCCACACAUCCAUUUCCAAUUCCAUUUCCACAAUCCUAAAAUCCAAGAAACCUGCUCCACGAAAUUUUUCGUACAAGCUAAAGAAACUUGAAAUGAAAACCGAAAGCAUAAAUAUAUGGAUAUAAAACAUAUAAAAUACGAUACUUUAAUACUAUUAAAAUGAAAAACCGAGCGAGUUCUGAAAAAGCUCCUCAUAAAAAGUAA
Drosophila eugracilis is the source of this 2238-nucleotide messenger RNA. It is a transcript of the gene chic, whose product is annotated as profilin. The record is from RefSeq and is a predicted model, not a curated record. Gene Ontology annotation, molecular function: actin monomer binding. Gene Ontology annotation, cellular component: cell cortex. The transcript is spliced from 4 exons. NCBI's taxonomy places the organism in Eukaryota, Metazoa, Arthropoda, Insecta, Diptera, Drosophilidae. The coding region runs from base 343 to 723 and encodes 126 amino acids.